GGACCCCAUGACGAUUUGUAUCCAUUUUGGGCGGCGCGAACAGGGACGUGAACCCGACCAGAUUCGUGGGCGCGCUCCAUCCGGUUGCAUAUAUUAACCCCGCCUUCUCCGUUUGAUUCUGUGCCGCGCUGAUCUGGAGCUAGCGUGAUCAGAACCUCUUCAAAUUGAACUGGCCAAUAUCGAUCUUCUCCGUUUGAAAUGGCGGCGUCUUGGAACUCAACCCCCAUGGAGGUUCUGUACAACGUUUUGGGCUGGGUUGCGUUUGUUUCGUGGUCCAUCAGUUUCUAUCCUCAGGUCAUCUUGAAUUUCCGCCGGAAAAGUGUGGUAGGGUUAAAUUUCGACUUCGUGUUGUUGAAUUUGACGAAGCACUCAUCGUAUCUCAUCUAUAACGCCUCAGUCUUCUUCAGCUCUACUGUUCAGAAGCAGUAUCAUCGCAAGUACGGCUUUGAUGAGAUGAUACCUGUAGCCGUUAAUGAUGUUGCUUUCUCUGUACAUGCUGUUCUUUUGACAGCAAUAACCUUGUUUCAGAUUGCGAUCUAUGAUCGCGGAAACCAAAAGGUAUCAAAACUUUGCAUUGCUAUUCUCUCAGUUGUAUGGUUGACCAUUGCAAUUUGUGUGUUCAUAGCUAUACCCAAACACAAUUGGCUUUGGCUGGUGUCCUGCUUCAGCACCAUGCAGGUUGUCAUGACAGUCAUCAAAUACAUUCCCCAGGCAGUAUUGAAUUUUCGGAGAAAAAGCACUUCUGGAUGGAGUAUUGGCAAUAUUUUGCUUGAUUUACUAGGUGGGCUUACAAACUAUGGCCAGAUGGUUGUACAGUCUAUAGAUCAAAAUUCAUGGGUGAAUUUCUAUGGAAACAUCGGAAAGACUUUAUUGUCCCUGGUAUCUAUAUUCUUUGACAUCCUGUUCAUGGUGCAACAUUAUGUUCUUUAUCCUUCCAAAAAGGCAGUUACUUCUGAUGAUGCUGGUGUGGUAAGCACAACGCCAUUAACAUCUUCUGAUCGUCUACAUGCAGAUGAUGUGUAAUGCUCAAGUUGAUGGAUGUAUAAUCUUUUACUCUUAUUUGUUAAGAUUGCCGAUUUACGUACUGAUGAUAUUCAAUGAAAAAUAACUCAAAGUCUAUAUAUUCUGGGUGAGAAAGGUAGGGGUGUAGCCGUGUAGUAGAUAUGAGUUCUGUUCCAAUACACGGUCUGAGAUCCGCCUUUUGUGUUCUGAUAAACCCCUUACAAAUCUCAGGGAGUCUUUUUUCCAGGUUUAGCGGACACCUGCUAUCAAGAAUCGGAAGCGCCAAAUGUUUGGAGAAUAAAAUAAAAUGCAAGAAACUUGUAUUUCAUUAACUUGUCAACAAGUUACAAUCACCCAAAGUGGUGUUUACAUACACAGAUACACUCUAGCAGCUGGCUAAUAGGUUCCCGAUUUAAAUUGUGAAAGCGUACGAUUUUACUUUAACACUGAAGGGUUAGCACAGAUUGUAUCAUGUUUAUGAGUAAAUAAAUAAAAUGAUAUAUAGUAAGUUUAUUAUUAAUUAACUUAAUUAUCAACAGAAAUUAUCAAAACU
Messenger RNA from Cuscuta epithymum, 1555 nucleotides. The record is from the annotation of a GenBank genome assembly. NCBI's taxonomy places the organism in Eukaryota, Viridiplantae, Streptophyta, Magnoliopsida, Solanales, Convolvulaceae.